AUGGUUACAACUAAGCAAUGGAUUUACGAGGACGAACUCGUUCUCAAUUCACUUCGAGGACUCGCAAGAUCCAACCCGGAUCUUAAAUACUUGCAAGCAGAACGCCUAGUUUACUGUGCAUCUUCUAGUGAUGACAAAGUGACUGUUCUAACGGGUGGUGGUGCUGGCCACGAGCCAAUGCAUGCCGGUUUUGUCGGUAAAGGCUGCUUAGAUGUCGCUGUGUCAGGUCAGGUAUUUGCCUCUCCGUCUGUAAAGCAGAUUUACGCUGGUUUGAAAGCCUCCGAAUCGAAAAAGGGAACUUUAAUCGUCGUUAAAAACUAUACAGGUGAUAUUAUCCACUUUGGAAUGGCUGCCGAAAGACUUUCCGCCGAGGGUUACCACAACAAAAUCCUUGUCGUACAGGAUGACGUCUCUGUUGGUAAGACCAAGAACGGAAUGGUUGGUAGACGAGCUUUAGCCGGUACUUGUUUGCUUCACAAGAUUGUUGGUGCCAAGGCUGCCAAAGACAGUUAUAAAGCUACUCUUGAUGAUGUUUAUGAUAUCGGUCAGAAGGUAAAUGAGAAUCUAGUGACCAUUGGUGCUUCUUUGGGUCAUGUCAUCAUUCCUCACGUGGGGGAGAGAGUUGCAUCUGAUGACAGUGACAAGGAUGAUGAUACAAAUAUUGAUCUUAAGGAUGACGAAGCGGAGGUUGGUAUGGGUAUCCACAAUGAACCUGGUGUUAGUAGAGUUUCUCCCUUGCCAAAGAUUAAAGACUUAGUGUCGAACUUGUUGAAAUAUACACUCUCUAAUGAGGAUAAAGACAGACACUAUGUUGAUUUUGCAAGUGGAGAUGAGGUGGCUUUACUUGUGAACAAUCUCGGGGCCACUUCUAACCUUGAAUUGUAUGCCAUACAGAAUUUUGUAGUGGAAGCUCUUGAAAAAGAGUAUGGUAUCAAUCCUGUGAGAGUGUAUACUGGUUCUUUAUGCACUUCGUUGGAUGGACCUGGUUUUAGUAUUACUCUCCUAAACAUUACUAAGGCUGGUAGUGAAGAAAUUAAGCAGUGCUUAGACUAUCCAACAGAAGCUCCUGGUUGGGCAUGCCAUGUCACUGGAGGCACAUGGGAUAGAGCCAAUCAGAACGACUCAGUGGUCGAAGAACCAGAUGAAAUUGCAAAUCCUCCAUUACCAUCAUCGCAUGUUACGUUUGAUGCAAAUAUUGCAAAGAUUGGAUUAGUUCAGGGAUGCCAUGACUUGAUUAAGUUAGAGCCUAAAUUGACACUAUAUGACUCCGCUGCUGGUGACGGUGACUGUGGAGAGACACUAUCUGGAGGUGCACAGUCAGUGUUGAGAGCAUUGAACUCCGGUAAAUUGGCAGUAGGAGAUGCCGUGAAGUAUCUUGCACAGAUGACUGAUCUAAUCGAGACAGAUAUGGGUGGUACAUCUGGUGGUUUGUAUGCUAUCUUUAUCUCAGGCAUGGCCAAGAGCUUAAAACAACAAGAACUAAGAUUGGGUAAGGGCUUCAAGAUUGACUUGAAUACGAUGGCUACCACGUUAAAUGACUCUUUGAUUACAUUAGAACAGUACACGCGUGCCAGAGUUGGGGACAGAACUUUGAUGGAUGCUUUGAUUCCAUUUGUGGAAGAGUUUGCCAGCUCUAAGGAUUUAAAAUCUGCCGCUGAAGCAGCCGAUAGCGGUGCUAACGCUACUAGAAGAAUGGCUGCCAAGUUUGGAAGGGCUACUUAUGUCAGUGAGGACGAGUUCAAACAGUUCGAUGCAGAGGGGGGAUUACCAGAUCCUGGUGCCAUUGGUUUGGCUGCUUUGCUUAAGGGAUUUUCUAAGGCCGUAAGUAAGUAA
Messenger RNA from Brettanomyces nanus, 1833 nucleotides. RefSeq lists its product as uncharacterized. Gene Ontology annotation, molecular function: glycerone kinase activity; ATP binding. The transcript has a single exon. The coding region runs from base 1 to 1833 and encodes 610 amino acids. Gene Ontology annotation, cellular component: cytosol. The record is from RefSeq and is a predicted model, not a curated record. Gene Ontology annotation, biological process: glycerol catabolic process. Lineage: Eukaryota; Fungi; Ascomycota; Pichiomycetes; Pichiales; Pichiaceae.